GUUUUACUAAAAGAUAUGUGGGUAUUCAACAUAAGUAUGACAAUGUAGUUCAUUGAAUAAAGAAAUAUAAAAAAAAAUCAGAGUAUCUAACUUAUAUAUAUGUUGCAACGUUUGUAUCGAACUAGAUGUAAUACAGCAAUUAUUCAAGUAAAUAGCUCUUGCUAAGCGUAUCAUUAUAAUGACUCAUUCAUACAACAGGUGAAUAAUAAAAUAACUAGCUAUUUGGCUAUUACAAGGCUAGCUAUUACACCAUAAAUAGCCGGAUAGUUAAGUCACAGAUAUUUCGGUUAAAGACAAUCCCUAGUUGAUACAGCUCACGUCACGAACAAACCUCUCAAUCUAACAACCGACACUUGAUAUUAUAUUUACACUUUUUGUUUUGUUUUUUUUUAUUCGUUAAUAGUUUUUAAAUAUUAAAAAAAUAAUUAUACUACGUAUCUUAAUUUUGUUUAAAUUAAAUUCGCUUUGGCGAAUUUCGUAAUAUUAUUCACAAACAGAAUGAAACGCCCUUGUAAGUUUCAAUAAAUAAUUAUUUUGUCAUUUAUUAUUUUUUUUUGUCAUUUAUUUUGCAAAUAGGUUAUGUAUGUCGUAAUAACAAUCUUGAAUAUACCAAUACAGUUUUAAGGUGUUCACUAUAAUUUAUGUAAUUUAAAUAUGCAAACUUGCGAAGAAAUCUAUUAUAAACUAGAAAGUUUUAAGGAUAGUGUUAAAGAAUCUUUAUCAGAGAUUGAAGAGUUGGAUGUAACUUGUAAAACAAAUCUACAAAAUUACUUGAACAAUAUGAAUUCUAAAAAUCCAACAGCCAUCAUAAAAAUUCAAGCAAUAAUUGAUUAUAUGUAUGAGAGAGUUAAUAUUGGUAAUUGGAAAGAGGUGAAGCUGUUUUUAAGAAAAACCAUCACCAUAGCAUCAUAUUUGAAGUUAGUGUAUCAUGUGAAACAAGCUGAUAUGCUGGAUGAUUUGUUUAUAAAAGAAUCAUAUAAAAUUAUAGAUUUUGGUAUUCUUUUUGGAUGUCCUUUAGAUAGAGAGCCUAAAUUGCUACAAAACUGUGCAUCAUGUUUCAAUGAUGUCUCGCAACCAUCUUUUUAUAAUGUAUGUAAUGAUAAGUGUAUGGUAGACAGUGUACAAGAAAGUAUUGACUUUGAACAUAAUAAAUACAGUACUCACCAUCUGGAUGUUCUUGAUUGUCCUAGUAUGGAACAUUUUUAUAGAAAUUAUAUUUUAAAAGAACAACCGGUAAUUUUAAAUAAUUGUAUCAAUCACUGGCCAGCUCUAAGUAAAUGGAAAGACAUAAAUUACUUAAAAAAAGUUGCUGGCUCAAGAACAGUACCUAUAGAGUUAGGUCGGGUUUAUACAGAUACUGAUUGGACACAGAAACUAAUGACAGUAGAUGAGUUUAUAAGUAAACAUAUUUACCAAUGUGAUAGUUCCACUGGAUACUUGGCCCAAUAUCAACUGUUUGAACACAUCCCAGAAUUAAAAAAAGAUAUUUCAGAACCAGAAUACUGCUGUUUCUCUGAUGAUGAGGAAGCUAUCGACAUAAUGGCUUGGUUUGGUCCAAAAGGUACCAUAUCUGCUCUACAUCAUGACCCCAAAAGGAACUUGUUGACUCAAGUUAUUGGUGAAAAACGUUUAUUCCUAUUUUCGCCCAGUGAUUCAGAUUUUUUAUAUCCACACGAACAUGAGUUAUUGAACAACACAGCACAGGUAGACCCGAGGGAGCCAGAUCUAGAGAAAUAUCCCAAAUAUAAGAAUGCCACACCAUUUUACUGUGUCCUACAUCCUGGUCAGAUGCUGUACAUACCACCAAAGUGGUGGCAUUUUGUUGAAUCACUCUCUAUAAGUAUAUCAGUAAGUUUCUGGUGGAGUUAAAACAAUUCAUUUCAUCAAAAAAAAGAGGACAAUUUCUAAUAAAAACAAUAUUUAAAAAUAAAAAUGAGGAGAACAGAAAGAAGUACAAUGACUAUUAUAGCAAAGGAUAGAUACAGAUAGGAAACACUCAAGACCCUUAUGGAAAUGUUUUAAGAUAUUACCUCUCAUCCUAGUUCCUGAUAUGAAGUCAAAGUCUUCCUUGCGCGUUGGAUCAAAGAACGCCAUCUUGCCGACUGAAAUGUCGUAAGCAGCUACGCGGAAUGGAAUUAUCUAGAAAUUUGAUUACAUAUUAACAGUCGCUUCAACAUUAAUUUGGAAAGUGCAAUAAAUAGUAGAUUUGACAAAUAUAUUUUUUAUAUUAGGUUUACUUAGCAAAUGAUUUUGGUAGGGCUUUUAAUCAAAGUAAACAGUUUGUAAAAUAAUUAAAAUAAAAAGGUUUUUGUGUUUA
This is a messenger RNA of Galleria mellonella (greater wax moth), 2317 nucleotides long. It is a transcript of the gene JMJD5, whose product is annotated as bifunctional peptidase and arginyl-hydroxylase JMJD5. The transcript has 3 exons. The record is from RefSeq and is a predicted model, not a curated record. Gene Ontology annotation, molecular function: histone H3K36 demethylase activity. The coding region runs from base 655 to 1869 and encodes 404 amino acids. Lineage: Eukaryota; Metazoa; Arthropoda; Insecta; Lepidoptera; Pyralidae. Gene Ontology annotation, cellular component: nucleus.